This is a messenger RNA of Vitrella brassicaformis, 3317 nucleotides long. Lineage: Eukaryota; Vitrellaceae. The record is from the annotation of a GenBank genome assembly.
AUUCAUUUGCCCGCGCGUGCGUCAGGGUGUCAAGUUCGAAGACGCCGUGGUGCAGCGUUUCCCGGCGGCCACCGACCUCGUCAGCCGCCUCCUCACCUACUACCCCAACGACAGACUGUCCUCAGGUAGGUCGCACAGAGAGAGGAGUUCUGCCACCUGGGUGCCUUGCGAGACAUUUCCGGUGUCAUGUGUGUGUAUGUGUGUGUUGUGUCAGCUCAAGAGGCGUUAGAUCACCCAUGGUUUGGGCCGUCCUUCUUGGGCCGCCCCUACCCCCUCACCAUGCCAACCAUGUCGCCCCAUCAGGCCAUGAGCCAGCCUGCAGCCCCUGGCCAGCAGCAGGGCAGCGCCAACAGCCCAUCGCACAUGCACAAUCCCACUGGUGGUCCCUUGUUGCCCAUGCCACCCAUGACGCCCACCGGCAGCUCCCCUGUGCACAACCCAUUCGCCCACGUGUCGCCGAACGCAUCGCCAUCCCCGCUGACACCGCGAGCACAGUCGCUGGAGCUGCCCCACGACGGCCACCCCGUCCACCCACAUCGGCAGCCAGUAAGCAGAUGAGAUACGCACACCCACACAAAAGACUUGGGGGCGGAGAUCAUUUGGAAUGUGUUGUGACUUCGUGUGUGUCUGUGAGUGUCCGAUGCAGGCCCUGACAGUUGAGGUGGGGAACCAUGCGUCCAAUCAGAGCCAGGGCAGCUCACCCACCCCGCAGCCCAGCCCCACUCACCAGCAGCAACGCCACAACACAUCCGGGAGCGACAGUGCGGAGGGCCUCAUCUCGCCCAACGCCAUCAGCCGUCUGGACCAGGCCAUCAGACACACCGUGGAUGUUGACUUGGGUGGGGAGGGGCUGGUGUCCAUGGGGCUGGUCGGCAUGGGCCAUGAGGGUGGUGACGACGGGCGGGCAAUGGACAUGGACGGGGCAGAUGGCCGCUCCUUCACCGACGCACACAGCAACCUGGGAGCCGGCACUGCUGGUAAGUCAGGCCUGCAAGGCACCAGAGCACGUCGCACCACGACCAUAGGAGUGAGUGUCAUGCAUUUACGUGUCUGUCGUGAUUGAUGCUCUUCAGAGUUCAUGAGUGCAGUGCCCUCGCACUCCACUGGCCCCGCUGAUGUGACCAACUUCAACAGCGCGCCGCACAUCUGGGGACAGCAAGGUAGAUAGACUGACUCCCCGGCACACACCAAGAGAGUCUCGUGUUCUCAAUUCGUGUAUGUAUUUCCCUGCCUCGUUCGUUCCAUCAGCUCGUGGGUUGGUGAGCCCGACGCUCGGUCACGGCAGCAUGACGGUGGGCAGCAGCGGAUCGGCGCCCUUCGGCUCAUCUCACGUGGCCACCCUCCCACUGCCCCCCGCACCGCAGCCCCUAUCGCCCGGCAUCACACAGCUGGGCCCCCACAUCCAGGGCAACGGCAGUGGGGGUAUCCUGUCGGCAUGGGAGGACUCUCGGCCACAGACCAUCACCGCGCUGCAGAUGACCGGGGCCGCCGGGCAGCAGCAGCAGGACUCGUUCGCGUUGCCUCCGUCCUCUCUAUCGCUCAUGGAUGAGGGGCAGGGUGCCAGUGGGGCGGGGCGGGGGCAGGGACAGGAUGCGUCUAGCGGCAGCACUGGCACAGGUGGGUGGGUCUGAGGGUUGGCUUGGUGGUGCUCACUCACGUGUCUCGCUCGUGUCUCGUUCUUAUCGAGCAGGUGGCGCCAAGUUGGUUCCUAUUGGUCGCAGUCGGCAGGCGGGGGGUGGUGGUGCCGGGCCUCAGGCGAAUCCCAACCAGGGUUAUCACACAACAUACAGAUACAGACACUGCACCACACGCAAACUCAAUGAAUGGCUCAUAUGUUUGUUUCGUCCGAUGGGUCCGUGUGGGGCUCGCUCGGCUGCAUGUGGAUCAGACGCCUUGGCUGGCGGGCAGGGGCAGGACGCAGGGGACGCCAGCCAGCAUAGACACAGCCACCAAGGUACAGCUUUACUUACAGACACACAGAAAUCCACCCCCACUUAGUUGAUUGAUGGCAUUGCACUCGGUGUACCUUACUUAUUCUCUUCUCAUAUGCUUGUUCGUUCGAUCAGUUGUCGACACCACUGACCACCCUGCAUCACCAGAUGGAUCGUCUCGCUUCUUCCCGCUAGGGCCCCACCCGCCCGUGGCGCCGCUUGAGGAGCCCGUCGUGUUUGAGGAGGAAAUGGAGUUCAGCCCCGACCACACCCACCCACCACGCACCCACCAGGACGACGCUACCAUGACCAACGCGCAGCAGCACCAGCCUCAGCAGCACCAGGGCGGGUGCGACCGGCUGUUCGGGCUGCAGCAGAUGUUCGGUCUCAUGACGGGCGGCGCCGAACGGACCGCACCGCCCCCACACAACACUGGACCCAUCACUGCAGGUCAGGCCCUGUCCUGUCCGUGUGGCCAAAGAACACAUACAUCACAUCGUGGAAGCCUUGGUGACUCACCAUCUUGUGGUGUGUGUUUUGGAUGCAUGGAUGGAUGGAUGGGUGGAUGCAGCCAUGCGGGGAUGGGGUAUUGGUAUCGACGGGAUGGGUUUCGCCAUGCAGGCUGGCGACACGCGAGAGAUCGAGAGGGGGGCUGGCGGCUGGGGCGGUGACCGGCGCCGCAGCGCCACAUCGGAUGAAGCACCGGCACAUGGCGGAGGAAGGUCCGGCGGACAGGCCCGCCAAAGUAAGCGGCCAUGCAGAGAGAAACACCGGACACCAGCCGCCAUCUGCCACUGUCUGUCGUUGUCUUGCACAUUGUCAUGUCGUCCUUAUCUAUCAGGUCCCUGGCUGUCUCUCUGUGGCGUGCCUCGCCCCAACCAGAACCAUCCCUUCGAGGAGCUCCACGAGUACAACCCCAGUGCAGGACCUUCCGCAUCCUACAUCCAGCAGCACCUCCAACAGCACCAUCAGCAACACCAGCACCAGCAGCAGAGCACCAUCCUGCUGCCCCCAUUCCUGAACAAUGACACCAACACCGACCACCCCAGUCCAUCGCUCAACGCCCCGGCCACCUUUCACCAUGGCGGCCCCAGCAGCUCGCCCAACAGUCCACCCCACCCCACACCGGCAUACGCAGAGGACAAGACCAACCGCCAUCCGUCUGCUCCCGUCACGCCCCCAGGUCGGUCGGGCAGGCGGGGUGGUUUGGGGCCGAUCGGCUUCUCGUUCCCGAGAUGGACCGCCGGCCGAACCACACCACCCCCUGCGCAGUCGGUGUCUACCCAGGACGGCCAGAGCCCCAACUCACAGCAUACCUCGGGACCAACGUCGAGCGCACAGCCGAGGGGGGCCACAACACAGGGGCAGAGAGACCGCCGCCAGUGA